AUGCUUUUCUCCAAGGCUACUAUUGCCCUUGCGGCCGUCUUUGCCCAGGGCCUCGCUGCCACCACGCCCCUGGUCGGCAACCCCAACUACACCGGCAACAGCACCACCAUCACCGCUGUGUGCAGCGCCGUCCGCUCUGCCUGCCAGGCCCAGCCCGACGCCAACCAGGCCCAGUGCGCCUCGCUGGCCGCCGGGUGCUGCAACGCCGCCGACACCGUGUGCCGCAGCGGCCCCGGCGCCAACAUGGCCACCUGCUCCGCCGACAAGGCCGCCUGCUACGCCGGCGCCAACCUGCCCAACCCCUACGCCAAGCGCGAGGUCGCCGUCGCCGUGUGCGAGACCACCCGCAGCACGUGCUUGGCCGCCAUUGGCAAUUCUGACCCGGCCCUGUGCCACACCCUGGUUGCCACCUGCUGUGACAACGCGCGCGACACUUGCGCCGACAAGCCUGGUGUGGACACGGCAAUCUGUGAUACCGAGCACGCCGUCUGCUAUGCGUACUUCAGCUUGCCUGUCCAACCCUAA
This is a messenger RNA of Diaporthe batatas, 525 nucleotides long. RefSeq lists its product as uncharacterized. Bases 1 to 525 code for a protein of 174 amino acids. NCBI's taxonomy places the organism in Eukaryota, Fungi, Ascomycota, Sordariomycetes, Diaporthales, Diaporthaceae. The record is from RefSeq and is a predicted model, not a curated record. The transcript has a single exon.